Messenger RNA from Podarcis raffonei (Aeolian wall lizard), 768 nucleotides. It is a transcript of the gene CIB4, whose product is annotated as calcium and integrin binding family member 4. Gene Ontology annotation, molecular function: calcium ion binding. NCBI's taxonomy places the organism in Eukaryota, Metazoa, Chordata, Lepidosauria, Squamata, Lacertidae. The transcript is spliced from 7 exons. The coding region runs from base 45 to 593 and encodes 182 amino acids. The record is from RefSeq and is a predicted model, not a curated record.
CUCAUUCCAUUCUGCUCCCCGGGGUUGACAUUCCGGGCAGGAGAAUGGGUCAGUGUUUAAGUCACUCCAUGAAGAAAAAGGAUCUGGAAGAAUAUCAGGUGCUGACAUUUCUUACCAAGGGGGAGAUCCUACGAAUCUAUGAUGCUUUCUGCAGUGACUGCCCUCAAGGAAAGGACUAUAGACAGGAGAAACUCACUUCAGAUCAGGUCUCCACCUGGCCCCAGCUGAAGGUGAAUCCCUUCCGGGACCGGAUCUGCAAGGUCUUCUCCACCGAUGGCUACUUCACCUUUGAGGACAUCCUUGGGAUGGCGUCCGUCUUCAGCGACCGGGCGUGCCAGAGCAUUAAGAUGGAGUAUGCUUUUCUGAUAUACGAUUUCAACGACGACGGCUUUGUUGACAAAGAAGACCUCCAGAACGUCAUCCGCAGAUCGAUCAACAGGAACCACCUCAGCGAGGAAGAGAUCGCGUCUCUGGCCAAUCACGUUCUGGAGGAGGCCGACUUGGAUAACGACAAGAUGCUCUCCCUGGUGGAGUUCGAACAUGCCAUGACCAAGUCUCCAGACUUCCUACACUCUUUUAGGCUCUACUUCUGAGAAAGGGGCAGCAAGAUGGCGGCACACGAUAUCCAGACGUCACACAAGCCAAGACGCAUAAAAGCAACUCUUCCAGAGGGACGCUUCCAUCAUGGAUAUUUUUGUAGGGAAGGAACCCAGGCAGCAGACCUGUCUGUAUAUUUUGCAGGAGAAUAAAAUUUGAUUGUUGAGGAAA